Mytilus trossulus (common blue mussel) is the source of this 2288-nucleotide messenger RNA. RefSeq lists its product as uncharacterized. Lineage: Eukaryota; Metazoa; Mollusca; Bivalvia; Mytilida; Mytilidae. Gene Ontology annotation, cellular component: cytoplasm. The record is from RefSeq and is a predicted model, not a curated record. The transcript is spliced from 7 exons. Gene Ontology annotation, molecular function: nucleic acid binding; 3'-5'-DNA exonuclease activity. Bases 1 to 2208 code for a protein of 735 amino acids. Gene Ontology annotation, biological process: DNA catabolic process.
AUGAUUUACGACGAUUCUUCAAUAAAUGCAGGACUGGGUGAAAGGCAAGUGAACACAUUACUAUCUGGUUUAAAUAUUCCUCCUGUGAGCCAUUGUAUGAUGUCAGCUAGGCAAAAGGAUGUUGGAGUUGCACUACAAGAAGUAGCAAAAGAAACAGUAGAUCAAGCCCUGUGUGAGGAAGUAGAGUUAACUAAAAGAAAUAAAGACCAAGAUAGUAUAACAGCUGCUGUAGAUGCGGGAUGGCAAAUGAGGGGCAGUGGAAGGUCUUAUAACAGUUUGUCUGGUCAUUGUUCUAUGAUAGGUACCGAAACUGGAAAAAUAGUUAAUUAUGCAGUCCGAAUAAAGUCAUGCAGAGUUUGCUCUUUGGCAGAAAAAUCUAAAAGCUCACCACCUGUGCACGAGUGUCACAUGAAUUGGUCUGGGAGUGCAAAGAGUAUGGAAGCAGACAUGGUCACAGAAAUGGUCAAAGAUGUGGGGAAAAAGGGUGUUAGUGUUAGCUCAAUAGUAGGUGAUGAAGACAGCACUACUAUUGCUAGACUAAGAGCAAAUGUUGACAAGAAUAUAACAAAGGUGUCGGACUCAAACCAUGUUAAAAAACUGCUGGGAAACAGUCUUUAUGAAAUAAGGAAGAAGCAUAAAACAUUGACAAUAAAAGUUAUUCAGUAUUUACAACGCUGUUUCAACUAUAUACUGGCUCAAGGCAAAGGAAAUCCAGACAUGAUAAAAGAAAGUAUACUGGCUCUUUCUGGUCACCCUUUUGGACAGCAUGAGCGUUGUAACAACACUUGGUGUAGGUUCUUGGAUAACCCAAAUGAAAAGUUUAACUCAUUGCCACAUGGUAAACCACUCACAGAUGGGGCCCUUCAGAAUGAUUUAAAGAGUGUGUUCACCAAGUAUGCUGAGAAUAGUGGUACACUUUCGUCAUUAGGAAGUACUCAGGCAAACGAAAGUUUUAAUAGAAUUGUAGCUUCCAAGGCCCCUAAACAACAACACUACAGUUCGUCUGGUUCUUUGAACUAUAGAAUAGCGGCUUGUGUUGCUCAGAAGAAUGAAGGGAAUAAAUAUAUAUUAGAUGUUAACAAAAACAUGUCUGUAUCCCCAGGAUAUUAUACUCUACGUUUAGCAGUCCUAAGAGAUAUUCAACACCGGAAAAGAAAGGCGAUAGCAAAUACUUAUAGGUUCAAACAAAGACGAAGAAAUUUAAAGUCAACAAGACAUCAAAAGCUUGCAACAAGAGAAGUUAGAGAAGGUGUCACUUAUUCUUCUGGCAUUGGCUUGGAAGACCACCUUUCAGAUGACAUUGAAGAAAUUCCAAGUCCAUCACUUCAACCUGCAUACCAAACUAUUGAAUGGUCCACUACAGUGAAUAACAUUUUCUUUGACAUUGAAGCAACAGGCUUAGCAAGAAACUCUCACAUAACACAGAUUUCUGCAACAUCUGACAAAGGUUCUAUCAACACAUAUGUACUUCCAAAGAAACCAAUAACACCUAAGGCACAGGAAAUAACAGAGAUCAAAGUUGAAGGUAGCAAGAUGUUUUGCCAUGACAAGGAAGUGAAAUCUGUUGGCAUCAAAGAGGCUUUAAAGAUGUUAAUAUUAUUUUUAGCACAAUACAAGAAAAAUGUAAUUAUAGGUCAUAACAUCAAGUCAUAUGACUUACCAGUGCUGUUUUGUGCUUUAAAUAACUGUUCAAUUAUGAAUGAAUUUUCAUGCUCCAUUCUUGGAUUUUUAGACACACUACAACUUUUUAAAUCUUUGUUACCUGGAUUAACCUCAUAUGCACAAUCAAAUUUGUACAAUACAGUAUUAAAUGAAACAUAUGACGGUCAUGAUUCAAUGGAGGACGUUGUUGCUUUGAAUCGUCUUUUCCAUCACUUGGCUCCAUCAACAGAAGCAAAACAAUUGUCAUCUUUUUCCUUUGAUUCAGCUGCAAGGAGAUAUGACCACAACCAGAAAACAAAACUACUUCUCCCUACUUUGACACCUCUUACAGAGAAGAAAGUAAUUACACUAAGAACUGCAAAUGUAAUAGCAGCAAGUGGCAUGUCUUUUUCUCACCUACGUAUUUCAUAUGCAAGAGAUGGCCGCCAAGGAAUAGAAGAUGUUCUGAAAGAGGAGGAUGUAAAUGGAAAAGUUCGUGUUACCAAAUCAAAGAAGAUAGUUGAUGCCAUAUCAGACUUUUUCAAAAGUUUAAAACCAGAUGAGUGAUGUACUUUAGCAUGUAUCUUUCAUAUUUGUAUAUCCGAAUUUGAACUGCAUUCCAAUUUUGCUUUAGGUUAUUUCAUAUU